GUGCUUUACUUAAAUAACAAUUCCCUCUCAGGGCCUCUUCAAUUACCGUUUCAUUCCUAUUUCAAUUUGUCAUUGUUAGAUAUCUCAGAUAAUCUCUUCCACGGAAUUAUUCCACCAGAUAUUGGAACACAUUUUCCGAGAUUGGAAUUUGUAGACUUGUCUAAAAAUGAUUUCAAUGGUAGCAUUCCUUCUUCAUUUCGAAAUAUGAGCCUAUUGAAAAUUUUAGACUUAUCCAACAAUGAUAUUUCUGGAAGUCUACCCUCUGAUUUUAGCUGUUCAAAUAUGAUAGGAGUUCAUUUGUCUAGAAAUCAGCUUCAAGGAUCAUUAGAAGAUGCAUUUUUCGAUUGCCUUCGAUUGGUUGUGUUAGAUCUUAGCCACAAUAAUAUGACUGGAAGCAUUCCAUCAUGGUUUGAAAGAUUUUAUCAAUUGGGCUAUAUGAUUUUGGGUCAUAAUAAUAUUGAAGGGGAAAUCCCAAUUCAGUUGUGCAAUUUGACCCAAUUAAGCUUGAUUGACCUUUCACAUAAUAAUCUGUCUGGUCAUAUUCCCCCUUGUCUAAGAUCUACAAGCAAUUUUGCUUCCUUGUCUUUGUCUAGUGGUGAAGAGAUAGAAUUCACAACGAAGAGAAAUAUCUAUUCUUACCAAACAAGCAUGCUGGAUUACUUCUCAGGAAUUGAUCUCUCAUGCAACAAGCUGAUAGGCCAAAUUCCUAUCCAAAUUGGUUACCUCAAUGAGAUCCAUGUACCAAAUUUAUCCCACAACAAUUUGAAUGGAAAAAUCCCAGCAUCAUUUUCUAACUUGAGUCAAAUUGAAAGCUUGGAUCUUUCACACAACAACUUGCAAGGGAACAUUCCUUCUCAACUCACUGAGUUGGAUUUUUUGGAAGUCUUCAAUGUAUCAUGCAAUGAUUUAUCUGGUAAAACACCGGAAAAGGUUAAACAGUUUGCAACAUUUGAUGAAAGCAGCUAUCGAGAUAACCCUCUUCUUUGUGGAUGGCCAUUGCAAAAAGAUUGUGCUACAAUGGAAUCUUCUCCAUCAAUCUCAAGAAAUUCAAAUGAUACUGAAGAAAGUAAUUGCUUCAUUGACAUGGAAGGUUUUUAUGUGAGUUUUGGGGUGGCUUACGUUAUGGUGUUGUUGACAAUUGCUGGAGUUUUAUUCAUAAAUCCAUAUUGGAGGCAAGUUUGGUUUUACUUCGUUGAGGUUAGUAUAGACAAGUGCUACUAUUUUCUAAUAGACAAUCUUGGUUGUUUGUCCAAGUUUAAAUUAUUUUGAUGGUGAAAUCAAUAUCAAGAAUUAUGUAUUUAUAUACUUUUACUUUCAACAUCAAUAAAUAAUGUAAAAUGUG
Messenger RNA from Manihot esculenta (cassava), 1342 nucleotides. Its product is annotated as receptor-like protein 15. The annotation marks the transcript as partial. The transcript has a single exon. Lineage: Eukaryota; Viridiplantae; Streptophyta; Magnoliopsida; Malpighiales; Euphorbiaceae. Gene Ontology annotation, molecular function: protein binding. The record is from RefSeq and is a predicted model, not a curated record.